Diospyros lotus (date-plum) is the source of this 2089-nucleotide messenger RNA. RefSeq names its product folylpolyglutamate synthase. The record is from RefSeq and is a predicted model, not a curated record. Lineage: Eukaryota; Viridiplantae; Streptophyta; Magnoliopsida; Ericales; Ebenaceae. The transcript is spliced from 16 exons. Gene Ontology annotation, biological process: tetrahydrofolylpolyglutamate biosynthetic process. Gene Ontology annotation, molecular function: ATP binding; tetrahydrofolylpolyglutamate synthase activity. The coding region runs from base 192 to 1817 and encodes 541 amino acids. Gene Ontology annotation, cellular component: cytosol; cytoplasm; mitochondrion.
UUUUUGGAACGGACCAACUCAACUCUCGAGUCUCGACCGUUCUUCGGCCGCUGGACACAAUCCAUUUCUUCGUUUCGUAGUUGCUUCAAACCCAAUCCAUCUAUCCUCUUCUCCUUCACACAACCAACCGUUUCCCAGUCCUCCAGUUCGUCUUUCGCCUCCAAAAUCACAUUCCCAACCGCAAGCUCGGCAUGCCGGAAGGUCUCGAUGGAUCCGCGAAUCGUACGGCGUCUUCGUAUGACGAGGCAAUGGAUGCUCUGUCCUCGCUGAUCACCAGGCGCAGCCGUGCGGAUGCGAGCAACGAAGGCGAUCGCUUCGACUUUAUGUUUGAUUAUCUCGAGAUGCUGGACUUGGAGGAAUCCGUUUCGAAGAUGAAUGUUAUUCAUGUAGCUGGCACCAAAGGAAAGGGAUCAACAUGCAAGUUUGCUGAAUCUAUAUUACGGAAUUGUGGCUUCCAUACUGGGCUUUUCACAUCUCCUCAUCUCAUUGAUGUUCGUGAAAGAUUUCAAUUGGAUGGUCUGGACGUAUGCGAAGAUAAAUUCUUGGAGUACUUCUGGUGGUGUUGGAAUAGACUGAAGGAAAAAACAAGUGAAAAUAAACCAAUGCCUUCAUACUUCCGAUUCCUUGCCUUACUUGCCUUCAAGAUAUUUGCUGGAGAACAGGUAGAUGUUGCUAUCUUGGAGGUUGGCUUAGGUGGAAAGUUUGAUGCGACAAAUGUGGUGCAGAGACCAAUUGUAUGUGGUAUAGCUUCCCUUGGGUAUGAUCACAUGGAAAUUCUCGGAAAUACUCUUGGAGAAAUUGCUGGGGAGAAGGCUGGUAUCUUCAAGCAAGGAGUUCCAGCCUUUACUGUGCCCCAACCCGAUGAUGCAAUGCGUGUACUUGAAGAGAAGGCUUCCCAGUUGGACGUGCAUCUUCAAGUAGUAUCCCCGUUGGAUGUUAAUUUGUUGAAUGGUCAACAUCUUGGGCUUGAAGGUGAGCACCAAUAUUUAAAUGCUGGUCUUGCCAUCGAAUUGUGCUCUACUUGGCUCCAAAGGACCGGUCAUAUGGAAGUCAACUACCUAGAUCAAACUAGUCCCCUGCCUGAAGAAUUCCUGAGGGGGCUUACAACAGCUACUUUACAAGGGCGUGCUCAGAUUAUUUCUGAUCAGUUUAUUGAUAUUGAAAGCCCAGGAGACCUGGUGUUUUAUUUGGAUGGAGCCCAUAGUCCUGAAAGCAUGGAAGUAUGUGCAAAAUGGUUUUGCCAUGCUAUCAAUGAAGAUAAGAAACAACAGGACUCAAGCAAUCAACAGACUGAUAAUUCCAGUGCCUCCCUUGACCUCGUACACGGUUAUGGUUGUGAAACUCCCAGGAAGAGUUCCACGCAGAUUUUAUUGUUCAAUUGUAUGUCGGUAAGGGACCCGCAGUUGCUCCUUCCUCGCCUGGUUAAGACGUGUGCUAAUCAUGGAGUCCACUUCGAGAAGGCACUGUUUGCACCAAACCUAUCAUUGCAUAACAAAGUUUCUUCCAGUGCCUUAGCACCAAAUGAUUUACGAGUUGGUCUGUCAUGGCAAUGGAGUCUUCAAAAAGCAUGGGAGAACCUCAUCAAUAAAGAGAGAGGAAAGAAUGCAAAAAAUGCAGCAAUCAUCCGUAAAGAUGGUAAAGAAGACAAGGAAAUGCAUGCUGGGAGUUUCAAGAACAGUGAGGUUUUUCCUUCACUUCCCCUGGCUAUCAAAUGGCUGCGGGACACUGUACAACAGAACGGAUCUGGUCGCUUUCAGGUGCUUGUUACUGGCUCUUUACAUCUUAUCGGUGAUGUGUUAAGAUUAGUGAAGAAAUGAGACGCGGAUUUUGUCCCUCCUGUUGCAUGCCAUAUUAUAUGCGACAAUUUCUGGUAUUUAUGGCUGCAAAGAUGACAACAGGUAUGGGUUUUGUUUCCGAAAGUUCUCAAAAUUGCUUCCACUGCUUAGGCUUAUUGCUGGAGCUGAACAAAAGAACCCAUCUGGCCUUCUUUAGAUGUUAAGAGGCACCCCUUUAUCUGUAAAUACAGAUUAUUUCUUUUAUAACAAGAUGUUAUAUUUUUUCAUUAAUGAAAAACAAAGCAAUUAAUGAA